AGCCUCGGAUGUCUUUUUUGACUGAAACAAACCAUAUUCAGGAGCACUCUUACAGUUCUUUCUCUAAGUUCUUUCGUCUUUUUGAGCUUUAACACGUAUUAUUUUGAAACAGAGGGAGGCAAUAUGGUAGCCAUCUAGAGUCUGAGCGUUGCCCGGGAAACACCAGAGCUUGGUUUCUUAGGUGGAAAAAAACUGAAGCCGGACUGGAGGAUAUCUCCCCGCCUCGGGUAUCCCAGAUUUGAUUCGCCGACAUGGGGGUAUCUUCCCCUGCUACUACAGAGGAGUAGGUGAACUGAGACUCCGAUCCUAGCGUGGAAGAGAAAGGCCAGGAGCACGAAGGCAGGAGGAGUUCUUCCUUUAAGGUGACUGGGUUUUUUGUGAAAUUGUAAAUGUACCACGGAAGUUACAAUUAAUUUGAGAAGAAUGGAAGAAGGCCAACUAGAAGGCUCAAAUCUUCCAGCAAAAGUCUGGCAUUCUGAGGUGACAGUGUCAGUAAUAGGCGAGCCACCCAGUUCUGUAGAAGAAGAAAAAGAAACAGCUGAAGAAACAGACAGAGAAGUCAUCCCAGAAAUCAUAGAGCCACUCUCCAUUCUAGAUGUGCUGAGGAUCUCUGCAGUUCUGGAAGAUACCACAGACCAGCUCUCUAUUCUAAACUAUAUCAUGCCAGUUCAGUAUGAAGGAAGACAAAGCAUCAGCAUGAAGAAAAACAAGAGCUUAGAAAAACUUCCAGAGGCCUCAAGACCCUUAAGAAUAACCAGUCCAUUCUUACCUAAAGAAGAAACCAAGUUGCCAGAAAUCCAAAAAGGAAGCCAAUUUACCAACGAGUUUAACAAAAUGCAAGAUCUUGUCUUCAAAACACCUACAAGACAGACCCUAAUGUCUGUGGAGAUACUGAAGAAAGUUCAGAUUGAUAGGCAAUUUCUCAGUGAUAUAAUUACAGAUACCAUGCAGGAGUUGGAAGAGUCAGGCACUUUCACUAGUCUCAAGAAAGCCCUGGGCAAAGAGAGGGAAAACAAAAUGCAUUUCUAUGAUGUCAUUGCCAGGGAGGAAAAGGGAAAAAAACAGAUAAGAUCUCUUCAAAAACAGCUACUUAAUGUCAAAAGAGAACGGCAAGCUGAAGUGCAGAGUCGGAAUGAAUAUAUUGCUCACCUCAGGGACCAGUUGCAAGAGAUGAAGGCAAAAACCAACAUGGAAAAUCGCUAUAUGAAGAAAAACACUGAGCUGCAGAUCUCCCAGACCCAGAAGAAAUGUAACAGAACUGAGGAGCUUUUGCUGGAAGAGAUAGAGAAACUGAGGUUGAAAACUGAAGAAGAGAACAGGAUUCAUCUGGAGAUUGAAACGUUCCUUAGAAAAGAGCAGCAGAAACUUGAGGAAAAGCUAGAGUUCUGGAUGGAGAAAUUUGAUAAGGACACGGAAAUGAAACAGAAUGAACUAAAUGCUCUCAAAGCUGCUAAGGCCAAUGACUUAGCACACCUUCAAGAACUUGCGAGGACGAUAAGGGAAUAUGAACAGGUCAUCAUCGAAGAUCGGUUAGAAAAGGAGAAGACCAGGAAGAAGAGAGAACAGGAUGACUUGGAAUUGAAGAGCAUCAUAAAGCUCCAGGCCUGGUGGCGAGGCACUAUGGUACGGAGGGAAAUUGGUGGCUUCAGACUGCCUAAGAAGGAGAAAGAUGAUGGCAAGGAUUCUAAACGUAAAGGCAAAGACAAGGACAAGCGGAGAGGCAAGAAAAAGUGACAGAGUUCUCAUCUCUUCCUCUGGUCUUCUGGCGAUGGGGAGGACUUGGAGGAAGAAACAUUUUAGCAGCACAGACAACUUGUAUCUACAGGUCGUUUCUUAUUUGAGCAUUCCCGGGCGCUGCCUGUUCUCUCCCAUUGCCGUUGUAUUAGUUUUCAAACCCUGAAUUAGGACUAUACCAUCAACUUAGGGCUUCUUCGUAUUUUGAAAAACUUCCACUGGGAAGAAAUAUUUCUAGGAGCCUUGUGAAGAUUCCUGUUGCUUUUUCUUACCAGAAAAAAGUUCAUGGGCUUAUUAGUUGUGAUGCAUUAAAACAUCAGUAAUUUCUGUAAUGUCUCCAAUUCUGUAUUUUGACUACAGUGAAAAAACUCUUGAGCAAAAGUCAAGUGUUCAUUCAGAACUACAAGAUGAUGUUUAUAAAGUGUGUGGCAGAAUACAGACACUGUAAGGUCCAAAUGUUGGUUCCUUCCUGCCUUUUAGGUUAGUAUCACCCAAGUGUUUUGUUGGGGUGGCGGGGGCAUGGAAUACGUAUCUUAAGUUGCUUCAGCUCU
Molecule: messenger RNA, 2285 nt
Organism: Enhydra lutris kenyoni (northern sea otter)
Lineage: Eukaryota; Metazoa; Chordata; Mammalia; Carnivora; Mustelidae
Product: IQ motif containing G
Exons: 11
Coding region: 424-1734 (436 amino acids)
Biological process (GO): cilium organization; sperm axoneme assembly
Cellular component (GO): cytoplasm; sperm flagellum
Molecular function (GO): protein binding
Source: RefSeq, a predicted model, not a curated record